AUGAAAUUUGCAUUAAUAGCGCUAGUUCUAGUUUCCGCAGCAAACGCCCAAUUCAAGUGCCCCCCAAAAGACGGCCAAUACGAAGACCCGCGACAAUGUGACAAAUACUACGAGUGUGAAGAAGGCGUCGCAAGGGAGAAACUUUGCCCAGAUGGGCUAGUUUUCGACCCUUUGAUCCGCAAAAUCAACAAAUGCGACCAACCCUUCAAUGUUGAUUGUGGAGACCGGACCGAGCUUCAACCUCCAAAGCCCAACCAUUUCUGCCCACGCCGCAACGGUUUCUUCGCCCAUCCUGACCCAGCAGUUUGCAAUAAAUUCUACAAUUGCAUUGAAGGCGAACACACGGAAAUCACCUGCACUGCAGGACUUCAUUUCGAUGAGUUUACCGGAACUUGCGUCUGGCCUGAUGCUGCAGGACGUCAAGGAUGCAAUAAAGACGUCACAAAUAAACUGAAAGAUGGUUUUGAGUGCCCCAAAGAUGGCCAAACCGACGCCAAUGGCCAACUUGUAGUUCACCCCAAAUACGCCCACCCCACAGAUUGUCAAAGGUUCUAUGUUUGUUUGAAUGGGCAAGAACCCAGAGAUCUGGGCUGUCAAGUAGGUGAAGUGUACAAUGAGGAGUCUCAAAGGUGUGAUGCUCCCGAAAAUGUUCCCGGAUGUGAGGAUUGGUACAAAGAUGAACCUGCUCCUGCUAAACCAGCCAAGAAGGUCUAA
Molecule: messenger RNA, 714 nt
Organism: Tribolium castaneum (red flour beetle)
Lineage: Eukaryota; Metazoa; Arthropoda; Insecta; Coleoptera; Tenebrionidae
Gene: Cpap3-a1
Product: cuticular protein analogous to peritrophins 3-A1
Exons: 5
Coding region: 1-714 (237 amino acids)
Cellular component (GO): extracellular region
Molecular function (GO): chitin binding
Source: RefSeq, marked provisional